Cuscuta epithymum is the source of this 6070-nucleotide messenger RNA. The record is from the annotation of a GenBank genome assembly. NCBI's taxonomy places the organism in Eukaryota, Viridiplantae, Streptophyta, Magnoliopsida, Solanales, Convolvulaceae.
CUUUCUUGUCGCUGAACCAUUUUCCAUGUUGAAAUUAACAACACAUCGUCUCUUGGCGGCUCUUGUUGGCAUACUGCACUGUUUGGUCGUGGCGGUGCUGGGCUUCAGGUCAUACAUCCGCUGGACAAUCCAGCAGCUCACCCCCUGCGGACGGUGCUGUGUACAGGCUGCAGGAAGUUCCUGAAUGCUUAUUCUGUGGUGCUGAACGCCUGCAAUAUGAGACCGCAAGUAUGUGCUGCAGCAAGGGUGAAGUUGUCCUGACCUCAACUGAAAUGCCGGAGCAGCUGGUUCAAUUAUUCACGGCGCAUGAUCCUUUAUCAAAACACUUUCGCUCAUGUGUGCGCACAUACAACAAUACUUUUGCUUUCACGUCCAUCGGGAUCUACAAUUACGACAAAAGUCUUUGCAGACGGAACCAGGGGAUAUAUACGUUUAGGGUUCAAGGCCAAAUAUAUCAUUUCAUAAAUGAUCUUCUCCCUGAUGGUUGCCCACCCCGUAAUCUUCAAUUGUAUUUCUACGACACAGACCAUGCUCUUUCCAGCAGGCUAGAAUCAACAGAUCGUCUGGACAAAGAUGUGGUCCAAGUGUUAAUGGAAGUGAUGUGUGCAAACCCGUAUGCCCAGUUCUUCAAAACACUUGGUGACGUUGAACAAGCAGGGGAAUUUUCCAUUGUCCUUAAUGGUAAUCCUUGUCUCGAUCAACGUGUUUACAACCGCCCAGCAACAUCUCAAGUUGCUGCGGUUUGGGUCGAAGAUGGCUAUGAAGGCGCGCCUUCAAACAGAAACAUUCGUGUGUAUGCCCACAGUGGAAGGUCUCAGAACAUCCAUUACUACUAUGGGUGUUAUGACCCUCUACAAUACCCGCUUUUGUUCCCGCGAGGAGAGGUUGGUUGGCACGAGGGAAUUGCCAGGUGUCCUUCCGGCGUGCUGCACCCCGGUUCAGCACCUACUAACUCACUUUCCAUUAACACAACUCUGUUUGGAUCAGGCGAAUCGCUUAUAGCAAGAGAGGAACUCUUGCUCAAUACUGGCAAAAAACGACAUUCUAUUUCUUGCAGGGAAUAUUACGCAUACAAGUUACAACUUCGCCGGGCAGACAAGGCGCUUAUCCUGCAUUCUGGGCGCCUUUUCCAGCAAUACAUUGUUGACAUAUAUAUUAAAAUUGAAACGCAGAGGCUUGAUUAUUAUCGAAGCAAACAGCGUGACUAUCGGGGCGAGACAUACCAGGGGCUGGUUGACAGCGUCAGCACAGGUAUCCAGACCACCAGUGACGUUGGCAGGCGCGUGAUACUGCCAGGCUCAUUCAUUGGCGGGCCGCGCGACAUGCGUGGCCGCUACAUGGACGCAAUGGCGCUUGUCCAGAAUUAUGGUAAGCCAGAUCUGUUUAUCACCAUCACGUGCAAUCCCAGCUGGCCAGAAAUUAAAAACCGCCUAAAAUUCGCUGAUGAGGCCCAAAACCGCCCUGACCUUGUUGCACGUGUUUUUCGAGCGCGCCUGGAAGACUUCAAAAAGGACAUUAUUUCAAAAUCUAUGUUUGGAAAGGUAGUUGCAUACACGUAUGUCAUCGAAUUCCAAAAAAGGGGCCUCCCUCAUGCUCAUUUUCUCGUCAUUUUGUCAAGGGAAUGCAAAAUAACAACUUCUGCUCGCUGUGAUCAGUUAAUCACUGCUGAACUGCCGGAUCCUAUCACAGACCCCGGACUGUAUCUGCUUGUAAAAAAACAUAUGCUACAUGGACCCUGCGGCACGAUCAACCCACAAUGUCCUUGCAUGGUUGUUGCGCGUGGAUCAGGAUCCCCAACAUGCAGAAAUAAGUUUCCCCGUAACUAUUCCGCUGUCACAGAAUUUGAUGAAAACUGCUUCCCUGCAUACAGACGUCGUGAAUCUGGAAUAACUGUCAUAGUAAGAAAGCAUUCCCUGGACAACCGUUGGGUUGUCCCUUAUAAUGCCCAGUUAUUGCGCAAAUACGAUUGCCACAUCAAUGUGGAAGUUUGUGCAAGCGUGAAAUCAGUUAAGUACAUUUACAAAUAUGUGUACAAAGGACAUGACAGGAUAAGCAUGUCGUUGUCAGAGACAAGGGAGGAUGAGGUGAUCGACGAAAUUUCCGAUUUUCAAAAAGCUAGGUGGGUCUCUGCCCCCGAGGCUGCGUGGCGUAUCUUCAGCUUUCCCAUCUCUGAAAUGCGCCCCGCUGUUCUUUCACUGCAGGUCCACCUAGAAAAUUCUCAAUACCUUACCUUUUACGGCAACCAGCGCAUAACAUACAUCACGCAGGCUGCUGAUUCCAUGAAAACAAUGUUGACGCAGUUCUUUGUGAUGAACGCGUCUGACCAAGUUGCGAAAUCUCUGCAUCUUCUUUAUGUUGAAUUCCCCCAUUACUUUGUCUGGAACAGUCAGCGCAAAGAAUGGACUCAACGCAAACGGAAAGAAGUCAUAGGUCGACUUGUCUCUGUGAAUCCGGUAGAAGGGGAGCGCUAUUAUCUUCGCCUCUUAUUGGCUAAUGUACGAGCCCCAACAUCAUUUAUGCAUCUCAUAAGUGUUGGUGAUGAUGAAUUGCCCACAUACAGGGCUGCGGCUGAACGUCUCGGGCUUUUGUCGGGUGACUUUGUGAUUCGGGCAUCCCUCGAUGAGGCAGUUUUGUUCCAGCUGCCAUCCAGCUUGCGUAGAUUGUUCGCCACACAUUUAUGCUUCUCAGAUGUGCCAGACCCACGUGCACUAUGGGAGGAGUACAAGUCGCAUUUGUGUGAAGAUUUUGCCCGGUUUGAGCCAUGUUCACUUGCUGAACAGUCUGCUUUAAUAGUUUUACGUGAUCUCUUCACUGAAAUGGGGAAGGAAAUGGAUUCUUUUAACUUGGUGGAAGCCGACUUAUGCGGAUCUGUCCCUGACGGUUUCACACGGGAAGUAUUGGCGGAGCUUAAUGUGCUUGUGAGUGAUGCAGACCUUAAUGGAAUCUCAUCGUUAAAUACUCAACAGCGAGUGGCAUUUGACUCCAUCAUGGCAGCAGUGCACGCUUGUGAGGGAGGUGUGUUCUUCGUUGAUGGGCCUGGGGGGACAGGGAAAAGUUUCUUAUACAGGUGCUUGCUCGCUGCAACAAGGACAAACAAAUGGAUUGCACUUGCAACUGCAAGUUCUGGUAUUGCGGCAUCUAUUCUUCCUGGAGGUCGCACUGCGCACUCCCGCUUUAAACUACCGUUUGACGGUGAAUCAAAGUACAUUUGCAAUAUCGGAAAACAGUCUUCUGAAGCGCGCCUGCUUAGAGAAGCACGACUUAUUUUGUGGGAUGAGGCAUCCAUGGCAAACCGCAUGAUUGUUGAAAGCUUGGACACCACACUGAGGGACAUACUAGAUAGUGACACUCUUUUUGGAGGGCGGGUUAUGGUGUUUGGCGGUGAUUUUAGGCAAACUUUGCCAGUUGUGCGUUCUGGUACGAGGCAUGACUUUGUUGAUGCUUGCUUACUUAGAUCAAUGAUAAUCUGGCCGCACGUGCAGCGACUGCGACUUGUUGAAAAUAUGCGCGCCCAUGAGGAUCCAGGUUUUUGUGACUAUUUAUUGCGAGUUGGUAAUGGAACUGAACCGAACACCUCCCCAGGCAGAAUCAGAAUCCCUUCCAACUUUUUACUACCUUGGGUCAAUGAAACUGUCUCAUUGGAUUUACUCUUUGCAGCAGUGUACCCGAAUUUGUGCUUGUUCGAAAAUGACCCUUACUCUCUGAUGUCACGUGCCAUAUUGACAACAAAGAAUGACAUUGUAGAUUUUAUCAAUUCAUCUUUAAUGAACAAGUUCCCGGGAGAAGCCCACACAUUCCUAAGCCAUGAUAUACCUAUUGACUCAAAAAACACACACUGUGAGGAUUACUUACACACUUUAUCCCCUGCUGGCUUGCCCCCCCACAAACUGACUCUGAAGCGUAAUUGUCCAAUAAUGUUGCUUCGAAAUCUUAAUCCGUGCGCAGGCUUGUGUAAUGGAACCCGCUUAGUAUGUGAUUCAUUUGGGAAUCACAUUUUAAGCUGUUACAUUGCUACGGGCGACCACAAAGGCAAACACGUUUUCAUUCCAAAAAUUCCCCUUGAAGUUUCAAGGGAUGAAAACUGCCCAGUCCUGUUUAAACGCGUUCAAUUUCCUGUGAAGGUUUGCUUUGCGAUGACGAUCAACAAAUCGCAAGGUCAGACGCUUGACUACGUUGGCAUCUAUUUAAAGGAGCCUGUUUUUUCUCACGGACAGCUAUAUGUUGCCCUGUCGAGAGCGCGCAAUGCAGAUUCAAUUAAAAUUGUCAUUUGUCCGGAUGAUCCUAGGCCAGCUCUCGCUGCUACAACUGCCAACGUUGUCUUUGAGGAAAUAUUGCCCUUUAUUAACUAGGUGAACGACACAAAUGGAAGCUGAAGUGCCAAUCCUAUCUGUGACACCAAAUACCAGGCCGUGGACCUGCCGAGUUACUGUGGUGGAAAAACAGAAUGUGCGUGCUGCAAAGGCGUCUCCCAUAAAGUUUAUGCCGAUGAUACUCAUGGAUUCUGCCGGAACCAGGGUUCAGGCGACUGCUUUCCAAGGUGACAUUGAAGGGAUCGAUCAGCGCCUUACGCUAUACUCCACCUAUCUUGUCUCUAAUGCGUAUGUAAAAUCGAUCAGUGACAUGCGUUUCUGCGUUGAUGGAGCGUACCCUUACGUUUGGUCAUUCACACGACGAACUAUGAUCCAAGAUGUUGUUGAGGAAGAAGGUCAAGACUUCCGUCAACUGGCUGAGGCAGACACCACCCCCUUUUCAGACAUUUAUGCUUCUUACAUGCGCGAUGAACGAAUCAAUGUUUUGGCUGCAGUGGUGAAGAAGCUGCCGCGAACAUUUGUCUUCUCCAAUGCGAAACAAAAACCUGCAUGGGAUGUCGUCCUGCUCGAUGCACAGUGCAUCCCAGUUACAUUCACCAUGUGGGAGGAAUUCAUCACUCGACAUGGUGGUGAGAUUGACCAAUGUUUGCAAACUGGAGAUUUCCCCUUGCUUCUGAUAAAUAGGGCUGCCAUCAACCUUUAUCAAGGUUUGACUUUGUCGACUCGCUUUGACUGUCAUGUUGUGCUCAAUCCUGACGGAGAACGGGCGCUACAGUUGAAAAAAUGGGUUUCUGACAACAGAGAUAAAAUAAACGACGUACUGCUUGCAAAGAAAUAUGACGAAGCUCUUGCGCUAAUUGCCAAGCCUCAUUCGCAGCCGCUCACUGCCCUUAAGGAUUUGGAAAGCGCCCUCAAUGAGGAUCCCAUUGUUUGGGUGUCCGCCAAAUUUCACUUGACAGACACUUCAGAGGAAGGUUUCUACAUUGGGUGUGACUACUGCAAUCGUAGAGUACAUGGGGCAGAAGGUGUGAACUUUCAGUGCCUUUUCUGUGGGCAGAAGAAUGGCACUGCUGUUAAAAGGUUCAGGCUCAACGCUUCGCUGGAUGACGGGACCAGCACCAUCCCUGUCACGCUCUUCACAAGUGAUGUGAUGCAGCUCUUGAAAUGUGUGAAUAUUGAUCCAACUGGUGACAUGGAUUUGGAAAUAUUUGAUGCAAAACUGCAAAACAUCAACUUUGUCGCUGGAGUGAAGCGUACUAAGAGCAACGAAGAGGGGCUGCAGGGCAAUCCCUACUCGAUUGUGUGCAUCUCCUGUAUUGAGAUAACCCCCCAGAACUCCCCGAAAAAUGACGACACAUCGCCAGAAACUGCUGCUGCUCACUUGACCUCUUUGAAGAGGAAGUUAAACUUCAAAUCCAUCAAUCAGUUACCUGCCGCCUCACCUUCAUCCUCCAAGGCUCCUGUGGCACACAAGGCCAAUAUUCCUGAAGACAAGCUCACGCCCCUGGGUCCCAAAAAACACAAACCAAGCAACGCUUAAUGUCCAAGAAGCAUUUUUUUGCUGUACAUAGUGGGUGGUCACUGCAUACUUCUAGCCACGCUCUGUCGGAUGUCGCUCUUCAGUUGCCCGUUAUGUGUUCACCCACAAGCUCUUUUGCCCAACUGCUGGACUGUAUAAUUGCCAGAAAGUGAUGCUGCUACUAUCGCACUACUUACUGCUUAAUUAUGCACCUGUCCACGCUUGCACCGUCACUUCUAUA